AUGCGAUCGCACGGAGCCCGGAAUGUCUGCGCGGCUCUAGCAAAGCGAGAGGUGGUGGGACGACCUACCUGCAAGCUAAAUCUACCGCGCCAAACUCUCAGCUUGCGACAGGUAUUUCGCCAGGAACAAGGGGGCGUUCUAUUAGGCUUUUCCAGCGAUGGGAACUUCCUCGUGUAUUGCGUCACUUUGGGCGCGCACUACGUGGUGCAAUGGAGACGAUUUAAAUUCCGAGAUUUUUAUGGUUGGAGAGAGGACGGAGAAGUUCCUCACAUUGCGUUCAAGCUUUCAGUGGAUGGAGGGGCUACCGCCUACGGAGUGAGCACCCUUUUGGAGGUAUGGCAGACUGUAGACGAUAAUUUGGUACUCACCGUUACGGCUGAAGGUUUGACGGAAGAUCGAGAGAUUUCUCGACUAUGUCGAGUGGUGGUGGCUCCGUCGCCUAUGUUCGACGAUGGCGGGCUCGCUGUUUCGGUGACGAGCUUACGUUUCGAGUUUGGCCAGCACGUAAACUCACAGAAAAUGGAGAGUUGGCAGUUGAUGCAGCUUGUGAAGGGGAGGACGAAUGUCUACCACUUGCUCGUUAAUACUGGGACUGCGGUGCACGUUCUCGUUUUUCAUACUUGGAGAAAACGAUACAGGCGAAGUGAAACGGAGUCGCAGUUUGAAGAACUAAUUGGAGUGACUCCAAGAGGUCUGGGGAUCUCAUAUUUCAUUCAAAAUGCUUGGUAUUAUCCAUCAGUUUCUCCGAUCAAAUUCCAAAAAGUGACGGAAUGUCGGCCCUACAAGGCAGAUGCGGUCUUCAAGGCAGGCGUUACGUGCAUCUGCCAGCAUCUUUUCGACGUCGAGCGAUUUCUCGGAGAGUUUUUGGAGACAUUCAAACCACUUCAACACUAUAACCUCAUAGAUUAUGAUUUGCGACUUGUUCGGGCGAGCACAAUGGAGAAAACAGUAUUUAUGACCUGCGUUAUGGCACUUACACCAUCGAAUACUAACCCUCCACGGCCAAGCACUCAACAUCUCCGAGCGGCUCUUUUCCUCAGCUUAGAGCUUUUCACUGGAAUUUACCACGUCGUUCGAGUAUUGAAAGUGCCUGGAAAUGGAGACCUGCGUCAACUCGCACAAGUCGUCGCUCGGAGAUUUCUGGCGGACUUGAAUACUCGAGUACCACCAGACCCAGUUGCGACGACAUGGGAUAACGAGGCCUUUAUACGUGAGGAAUCCCUUCAAGAACUUAACAAUCCGGUCUAUCCACUCUCAAUAUCGAGAGCCUGA
Messenger RNA from Phytophthora nicotianae INRA-310, 1272 nucleotides. RefSeq lists its product as hypothetical. NCBI's taxonomy places the organism in Eukaryota, Oomycota, Peronosporomycetes, Peronosporales, Peronosporaceae. Bases 1 to 1272 code for a protein of 423 amino acids. The record is from RefSeq and is a predicted model, not a curated record. The transcript has 5 exons.